AUGGCCCUCGUCGAGAAGCCGCGCGAGCGUGCCACGCUGCCGGCGCAUGUGGCGUUCGCCACGCGCCGCCCGAGGACGGAGGGAAGUCCCAGGGUGCCGCGAGUGCUUCUGGAGCAGCGCUUGGCUCCGUUGACUCCUGAGCCGGUGAAGCCGGUGAAAGGGCAGGGGCGGCAGCACGCCUGGUCCUUGGACGCUGCUGCGCUGCCCCUGCCUUCGCCGCGGCCGGCCGUGGCGUCCUCGGCGCCGCCAGCGCCGGAGCGGCGGAAGUUGGAGCCGCUGCGGACCCGGCGCUGGAGAUGUCGGUCGCAGGACAUGACGGACCCACAGGAUAGUCCACUAAAGGGUCGCUUGCAACGGGCGUUGGCACAGCGCCGUGCCUCUGAGGAGGUCCAAAGCGCCCGAAAAGGCACGGUGCGAGAGCAUAAGCGAAAGGCCACGACCCAGAUUGACCUCAUUGAGGGGCGGCCCGUCACCAAAUCUGAGCGUGAGAAGUGGGAUUCUGCCUUUGCUCGAUAUCAGUUAGAUGGUGAAAUUCAUGUGGACGAGCUGAAAGGUGCUUUGGUGAUGUGUCCCUCGGACCUUCGGCACUGGGAGCAACUGGGUGCCGGUGUAGCCGAACACCCUGCCGGCGAAGCAGAACACACUUCGAAACGGAUGCAGCUGCAAAUGCCAGGUCGGGCGGCCUCGCCCCUCAAGCAAAUGGAGGUGAACCCGGUCACCUAUGGCUCAAGAUGGAACCCUUUCCCUCCCGCCAACAGUGGCUCGCCUAAGCCGAAAUCUAAAGGACAUUGA
This is a messenger RNA of Cladocopium goreaui, 792 nucleotides long. NCBI's taxonomy places the organism in Eukaryota, Dinophyceae, Suessiales, Symbiodiniaceae. The record is from the annotation of a GenBank genome assembly.